This is a messenger RNA of Trichosporon asahii var. asahii CBS 2479, 1839 nucleotides long. RefSeq lists its product as uncharacterized. The record is from RefSeq and is a predicted model, not a curated record. The coding region runs from base 1 to 1839 and encodes 612 amino acids. The transcript is spliced from 3 exons. Lineage: Eukaryota; Fungi; Basidiomycota; Tremellomycetes; Trichosporonales; Trichosporonaceae.
AUGUUCAACGCUGCAUCUCCCGUGCGUCGUGGACGACUCGCGCAUGAAGAAGCGCAAGCGUGGCAGUCCCUCCGCCUCGACCGUACCGUCAACGAAGGCCGAGGGCCCCAAGCGACCGAGCCCCGCAAGCCGUUCGUCGAGCUCAGCAAACGGCAAGUCGCGCCCCGUCAACGUCGUCAGCAACACGGUCGACGUAGCGCCGAGCUGCUGUCGGGCGCAGGCAAGAAGCUGUAUGAUGGGAUCUACAGGCGGAUCAUCGUGUCGAGCGACAUUCGCAUCGAUGAGAUCGUCGACAAGGCGGCACGCGAUCUGGACCACCUUUUCGACCUGCUGAAGCGGCACCCCGACGACAUCUCGAUGCAGUUUCUGCUGUGCGUAGCGGUGUUCAUCGGUGCACAGAGCCUGCCCCAGGACGCCGAGAUGCGGCGAAUUCGCGACCAGCUCGGAGACGUUGUCACAACACUGCUGCUGCUCGUGCUUUCGCAACGCCCCGAGUCGUUCUACGCUAUCCAAGCACUCGAGAUCUUCAGCCUAUACGCACCGUUCGCGCCCGCGCUGCCCUACUGUCUCACGGACCCGCGCACGCUCGCUCAGGGCAAGGGAAUCGUCGAGGCGAGCAGGCAGAUCUCCGACGCCCUCAACUUCAGCAGCCUUGUUCUGCAAUGUCGGUUCGAACCGUGGGGUAACCCAGACUUUUGGUUAUGGGCUGGCGUCCGCGUCGCCGAGGCGCAGAGCGUGCUCGAGGCUGCACGACCGCGAAAGCCUGCCGACCUGGCGGCAGCCCGGAAAGGCGUCGACCCUGUGUGGAAAAACGACAGCCUCUGGGCGGCUGCUGCCGUGGGCGAUAACGCCGUCGAGAAUCUAGGCAAGCUCUCAGUUUGCGACAGGCUCUACCGCGCCGACGACCUGCACAACAGUCUGCAGCGCCUCUACUCCAUUCUUGAUGUGGUCGUGACCGACCCGUCGCAUUCCCCCGUCCCGAUGAUCCUGCACGAGGUCGAGUCGUUCCACGCCACGAUGGUGCAACAGGAUGCGAGGCAUGAUCAGAUUCUGGCCAUUCUCAAGCUGCCGUCUACGAUAACGUCAAGCUGGCUCGCAUACCGCGCCCUCCGCCGGCGUUGGGUCAUCAUGAAGCAGGUCAUCACGGCCUUCCACAUCCUCAUGUCGCUGCACUUCCUGCCGGGAUUCGCCUGUGCUAUACCCAACCUACCCUCUGGUCUCCCCGCUUCCGCCAAGGCGCACUAUGCGCUCGACCGCGCACUCAAUGCUAACGACAUUUUGACGGCGUGGAUGACGAAGUCGGCUGUCGUUGAGGCACUUCGUGCAGUCCUCCCUCGCCGGGCCGAGGCGGCGGAACAACUCCUCAGCCACUUCGUGCACAUGCCCCGCGGCACGAUGCAGCCCGUGCACGACGUGCUCGCCAUGGUGGUGGAGGCGUGCAAGGCGCUCGUCGAGAUCCAAGUCGGCAUCUGGACGUACCAGCGCCCAGUCACUGCGGGCCCACCCCCCUGGCUGCCGCUGAUAGGAGAGGCGGGGCAGAUCAUGCGCUCGCAGGCCCAGUAUACCACACCGGACCCCGAGAGCGGCGGGGAGACGAUCGCGAACGGAUGCGCCAACAUUCUCGACUCGCUUGCCCAGAGCCUGAGGGACUGCAUCGCCGCCAUGGAGAAGAAGCACUGGGACGUGCUCGACCAGGUCCUCGGCAUCGUCCAGGCUCAGCCGCUCGAUAUCCCGAUUCCGCCCCAGCCACAAACGACCCCGCCUCAGAUGCCCCCGCAAAACCUCCCGACACCGCCGCACAUCCCCCCACAGGCGUCGCCGCAACAGGGGCCGGCUUAG